UUUUGCCUUUGUUUUCCAUUGAGAUCACAACAAAACCUAUUGGAAGAACCUUCGCGAAAUAUAGAACGUAUCAGACUGCCUUCAAUGGUCCACAUCAACAAAUUCAAUCUCCUUUCCAGAUGUUGCAGAUCAUGGUGUCACAAGUGUAGUGCUUCUCUCUUAUCCGAACCAUGCGCAAAGCUUCGAGAGAACAGCCCUUACCCGGCGUCGUGUUUGCGAUGGCAUUCUUCUUCCUCAUUGCUCUGUUUGCCUGUGUAAUCAGUUCCUAUAUUCGCUGCUCAAACGGUCUACCUUUGGAGCCCGCUCGUAUUACUCAAACCUCCGCCAACCUUCCGGACGUAGACAUCAGUUAUGUGAACAACUCUGGCAUAUGCGAGACAACUCCUGGCGUGCAACAGAUGUCUGGAUAUAUAAGUGUUGGAAAAAAUAUGAACAUGUGGUUCUGGUUUUUUGAAGCACGCAAUUCUCCGGAGACCGCCCCGUUCACGCUAUGGUUGAAUGGUGGUCCAGGUUGCUCAUCUAUGAUAGGGCUCUUCCAAGAGAAUGGACCAUGUCAUGUCAAUGCUGACCUUACUACCACUAUAAACCCCUAUAGCUGGAACAACCUCAGUAACAUGAUAUACAUUGAUCAGCCGAUAGGCACUGGCUUCUCGUAUGGCACAGACACAGUGAACAGCACUGAAUCCGCAGCUCCCUUCGUCUGGACAGCUUUCCAAAUGUUGUUCGAGACAACCCAGUUUGCUAAGUUUGAAUCAAGAGAGUUCAUAUUUGCCACAGAAAGCUACGGAGGACAUUAUGGGCCUAGCUUUGUGACUUAUUUCGAUCAACAGAAUUCACUUGUCCAAAGCGGGGCAAUUCAGGGCGAGCAAAUUCUUGUUAGUGCACUCAUGAUCAAUAACGGUUGGUAUGAUCCACUUCUCCAGAAUAAGGCAUAUGUAGACUUCGCUACCGACGCACCCGGAUAUGGUCAAUUGCAGAGCGACGAAGUCAUUGCUCAGCUGAAUGAGGCUUUCUAUGGUAGCAAUGGCUGUCAAGCACAGGAGCAGGCGUGUUACGACGCGGGGAAUUCUUCAGCUUCGAAUAAGAUUUGCAAUACCGCUGACAAUUUCUGCAUUGACAAUGUUUUCGUACCAGCGGUUGGAAACCGAGACUCAGACGACCUGCGACAAAAUUCAUCUGCAUUAUUUCCUCCUGAAUAUUAUGUCGAUUACCUCCAACAAGCAUCAAUUCAAAGUGCUAUUGGCGCAGAAGCGAAAUAUUCAGAGUGCCCCGAUGCACCCUAUGAAUUAUUUACGAAGACCGGAGACGAUGCUAGAACAUGGCUGCCACAGCUAGGUGCAUUAGCUGACUCGAAGUUGAAAUUGUUGAUAUGGGCUGGAGAUGCAGAUAUCAACUGUAACUGGCUCGGUGGACAUGCUUCUGUCCUUGCUAUGGACUGGUAUGGCUCAGCAGAGCUUGCGAACACUUCUUUCACAAAUAUGACGAUCGACGGGACUCCAGUGGCUGCAGUGCAAAACGUUGACAACUUUUCCUUUGCGAGAGUGUAUGCAUCUGGACAUGAAGUGCCUGCGUUCCAACCAGUUGCUGCCCUGGAAAUUUUUAAGCAGAUAAUCAACAUGGAGCAAUUACACUCUGUCUAGAGCAAGCUUCCUGUGAGUAUAUGCUAAGAGUUUCCAUAUCGUACAUGAGCUCGAGUCUAACAAGGGAUUAGACUGAAUCCUCAGCUACAGAACAUCGCGCGAUUAUCAAACCUCCAUAAGGGUUUCGAAUGGGAUUGUUCUUUACUUGCGAUGAUUAUCUGUGCGCUGUACAUAUGAAUCUUGCAUUUACUCGAAUUUCGAUGAUUAUAUGGGUUAUAGUCGCGACGCGUCUGUGGCGUGUGAAUGUCUAUAAUAAACGUGAUAUAUUACUCAACAUGGCA
This is a messenger RNA of Lentinula edodes (shiitake mushroom), 1921 nucleotides long. RefSeq names its product alpha/beta-hydrolase. The record is from RefSeq and is a predicted model, not a curated record. Gene Ontology annotation, biological process: proteolysis. Gene Ontology annotation, cellular component: fungal-type vacuole. Gene Ontology annotation, molecular function: serine-type carboxypeptidase activity. The transcript is spliced from 16 exons. NCBI's taxonomy places the organism in Eukaryota, Fungi, Basidiomycota, Agaricomycetes, Agaricales, Omphalotaceae. Bases 171 to 1640 code for a protein of 489 amino acids.